Molecule: messenger RNA, 873 nt
Organism: Caenorhabditis remanei
Lineage: Eukaryota; Metazoa; Nematoda; Chromadorea; Rhabditida; Rhabditidae
Exons: 4
Coding region: 1-873 (290 amino acids)
Biological process (GO): tRNA processing
Molecular function (GO): FMN binding; 4 iron, 4 sulfur cluster binding
Source: RefSeq, a predicted model, not a curated record
AUGCCUGUCGUGUGGUUGCAUGAGUUGACAUGUUGUAUGACCUAUCAAGUUCCACCACUUCGCCCUGAAGGAGGUCCGCGCGGAAAGGAAUCUUUGUCAUGGUUGGAAGAAUACUUGGAGGGAAAAGAUGAGAUUCUUCUUUACGUGACAGCUGCGCUUGGCGUUCUAAUGCCCGGAUUUGUCUAUCUUCUCUAUCACAAAUGUCACGCCUACUAUGAGAGAUAUGCAAAAAAAAAAGAAGAGCAAAGGCUUGCUGAGGAGCUCGCACAGUCGGAAGCAGUAGUCAUAGUUCUCGGAAAAGAAGAUGGAAUAGCAGCACCCUGGGCAAAAGUGAUUCAUGACAAACUUUGUGAUGAAAUGGUUCGAAAACCAAUGAUUUGGUGGUCUGAUUCUUUGAAUGUCAAAGAAUUAAUGGAAUUCAAAGGAUUCUGUGUUUUCAUUGCUGAAACUACAGCUGGUGGACAACCAACUCCAUCAUCUGAAUGGUUCCUUGAAUGGCUUGAAGAUUUGGCUGCGGAUUCAAAGCUUCGGAAAAAAGCGAAUUUUGAUAAGAUCCGGUUUUCGAUUGUUGGCUUUGGAAGCAGUGAUGAUGGGCCUGCUGGCUUCAACAAAGUUGCUCGCACUCUUCUGAAACGUUUGAAAAUUCUCGGAUCGAAACAAAUAAUAGAAGUGGAACUUUUCAAUACUGCCGAGACAGACAAGAAAACUAUGGAGAGGUUCAUUGAAUUUUCAUUUGAACUCCUUCUCCAAAUGGACAAACAUCUUCCCGGAAUGGGCGGGGACACCGACGAGUCAGAAGCUCCUGAAGGUUCGAGCUCCGAAAGCAGUUCGGAUGAUGAAGAAACAGAUGAAAAGCACAAAAAAUCGAAAUAA